Messenger RNA from Rasamsonia emersonii CBS 393.64, 1263 nucleotides. Its product is annotated as Protein transport protein (LST8). Gene Ontology annotation, molecular function: protein binding. Gene Ontology annotation, cellular component: TORC2 complex; TORC1 complex. The record is from RefSeq and is a predicted model, not a curated record. The transcript has 3 exons. Gene Ontology annotation, biological process: regulation of actin cytoskeleton organization; TOR signaling. NCBI's taxonomy places the organism in Eukaryota, Fungi, Ascomycota, Eurotiomycetes, Eurotiales, Trichocomaceae. The coding region runs from base 1 to 1263 and encodes 420 amino acids.
AUGCGGGGUAUGAUCAUACCAUCCGGUAGGUCUCGAUCCAUCCAGCUCCAAAAGCCGAGGCUGCUGUUGACAGUAUCGCAAUGCAGCUUUUGGGAAGCCCUUUCAGGGAUCUGCUCGCGCACUUUGCAGCAUCCCGACUCGCAGGUGAAUCGUCUGUGUAUUACGCCCGAUAAACGUUACCUCGCCGCCGCCGGACACACCAAUGUCAAGCUCUACGAUAUCAAGUCCAGCAACCCCAACCCGGUCAUGACCUUCGAUGGCCACACAAACAAUGUCACCGGAGUCGCCUUCCACUGUGAAGGCAAGUGGAUGGUUACCAGCUCUGAAGACGGAACCGUCAAGGUCUGGGACACUCGCACAGGCAGUCUGCAACGCAACUAUGUCCACAAGGCGCCCGUUAACGAUGUUGUCAUCCACCCAAACCAGGGAGAGCUCAUCAGCGGGGAUCGUGCCGGUACGGUGCGAGUCUGGGACUUGGGAGAGAGCGUGUGUACACACCAAUUGAUUCCAGAGGAUGACGUCGCGGUGCAUAGUGUGAGUGUCGCCAGUGACGGUUCUCUUCUCUGUGCGGGCAACAAAAAGGGGAACGUGUAUAUUUGGCGUAUGAUCCAAGAAACCGAGGUCACUCGAAUUGUGCCCAUUGCGACAUUCCAGGCGCACAAAGACUAUCUCACUCGUGUCCUUCUUUCGCCCGAUGUAAAGCACCUUGCCACCUGCUCCGCGGACCAUACCGCCAAGAUCUGGAAUUUGGAUCCCGACUAUCCUCCAGCCAAGGCUGCCGCUGAGGCUGCCAAAGCGAAAGCCAAGUCUAAUGCAAACGGCACAGCCAAUGCCAACGGGGCCACCAACGGAACAGCUACACCUACAUCGUCCGACUCCCAGACUACGACUGACGCCAACACGGCUGAUACCUCUCAGGGCAGCUCCGGUGAUCAUAACGCGAAUGACUUCAAUUCAGCCGGCUCCCAGAGCGGCACCCCAGCGGCCGGGGACCAGCCUCAACAAACAUUCCCUGUGCAACCAGACGGUCCGCCAAUGGACCCGACGACCGGCACCCUCUAUCUGGAAACCACGUUGGCGAACCACCAGCGCUGGGUGUGGGAUUGCGCCUUUUCAGCGGACUCGGCAUACCUCGUCACCGUGUCGAGCGACCACUACGCUCGUCUGUGGGAGUUGGCUUCGGGGCAGAUCAUCCGUCAGUACAGCGGACAUCACCGUGGAGCGGUUUGCGUUGCUUUGAACGACUAUUCCGAGCCUCGCUGA